Messenger RNA from Haliotis rubra (blacklip abalone), 18395 nucleotides. RefSeq names its product ryanodine receptor-like. Gene Ontology annotation, cellular component: Z disc; sarcoplasmic reticulum membrane; smooth endoplasmic reticulum. NCBI's taxonomy places the organism in Eukaryota, Metazoa, Mollusca, Gastropoda, Lepetellida, Haliotidae. Gene Ontology annotation, biological process: intracellular calcium ion homeostasis; calcium ion transmembrane transport. The record is from RefSeq and is a predicted model, not a curated record. Gene Ontology annotation, molecular function: protein binding; calcium ion binding; ryanodine-sensitive calcium-release channel activity.
GAUUUCAACGUUGGCUUACUCUCUCGCGAAGCGCACGCGCUCAGAGGCUGUUCUCUGUUGCCUGCUGUUCUGGCAGUGGCCGUCGCAAGUUAGCACGGAGAUGUUUCGACAACGAUGUAACUUAUGAUUCCGGAAUGUACGAGGUAUAAGCUUUGAUUACCACACAUCGAUCCCUUUUGGUUAGUGCCGUGAAGUGUCUACGGACUGCCACCAAUCGCUGGUACUAGGAAUACACCAUCGAAGGUUCCUGAUAGCCAGCAAAGAUGGCGGACCCGGCCGAAGGUGGGGGGUCGGAACAAGAUGAUGUGUCGUUUCUCAGAACGGAUGACAUGGUCUGCCUUAGCUGCAUCGCACCCUCCAAGGAUAGCAGCUCCACCGACCGUGUCUGUCUGGCUGCUGAGGGAUUUGGAAACCGCAUGUGCUUUCUCGAGAACAUAUCAAGCAGAGAUGUUCCUCCGGACAUCUCAGUGUCUGUGUUCGUGCUGGAACAAGCCCUUUCGGUCCACGCUCUACAAGAGAUGGUCACCUCUACAUCCCAAGAUUCCAAAGUAGCCCAAUCUGGUCACAGAACAUUGUUGUAUGGUCAUGCAAUUCUUCUCAGACAUCUCCAUGGAAACAUGUAUCUCUCCUGUCUUUCAACCAGUUCCUCCAAUGACAAACUCGCCUUUGAUGUCGGCUUGCAGGAAACUGCAAUUGGGGAGUCAUGUUGGUGGACAAUCCAUCCCGCUUCCAAACAAAGAUCUGAGGGAGAGAAAGUACGUGUUGGGGAUGAUCUCAUCCUUGUCAGCGUGUCCUCAGAAAGAUACCUGCACAUCGGCAGCGGCUCUGCAGUCAUAGCAUCGUUCCAGCAGACUCUGUGGACAGUGGUGCCUAUGUGUUCUGGAGCUGUCAGGACAAAAGCCCUAGCCAAUGUGUUUGGUGGAGAUGUGUUGAGACUGUUCCAUGGACACAUGGACGAGUGUCUCACAAUACCAGAAGCUGGCAGUGAAACUGAAUUCAAUGCUGUGAUGUAUGAGACUGGAGCUGUAUGCAGCCAUGCUAGAUCUCUGUGGCGACUUGAACACAUCAGGACAAAAUGGGCUGGUGGUUUCAUGGGAUGGGGACAGCAGUGCAGAAUUCGCCACGUAACAUCUGGCCGCUACCUGGCGGCCGUCAACGAGAACCAAGUUCACACCGUCCAUCGUAGCCAUGCGUCAGAGGAGAGCACAGCAUUCUUUGUCAGGCAGUCAAAGGAUGACAAGAAGAUGUCGGAGGGUCAUGAGGACGAGGGCAUGGGUCGCCCUGAUAUCAAGUACGGAGACUCCAUGGUCUUCAUCCAACACUGUUCCACCAGUUUGUGGCUCUCCUACCAGACAUUUGAGACAAAGAAGAGAGGCAUUGGCAGAGUGGAAGAAAAGAAAGCUGUGAUGUUGGUUGAGGGUCACAUGGACGAUGGUUUCACCUUGUCGAGAGCCCAGGAAGAGGAGUCGCGAUCUGCUCGCGUCAUCAGGAAGUGCCAGUCGCUAUUCACAAGAUUUAACAAAGCUCUGGACAGCCUGAAGACAGAAGGUCGGAACUCCCAUGCCUGGGGUCGGAUAAGCUUAUCGGAGGUCAUCAAAUGUCUGGAGGAUCUCAUUGACUACUUUGCUCAGCCUGGAGAGGGUGAAGAACAUGAAGAAAAACAAAAUAAACUUCGUGCUCUACGCAACAGACAAGAUCUGUUUCAGGAAGAGGGUAUGAUUGCUCUCAUCCUUGAGACAAUAGACAAACUGAGCCAGUACAAGAGUAAACAGAAAUUUGCCCACUAUGCUGGAGAGGAUGCAGCCGAGAGCUGGGACGACAUCUCCUCCUAUCUGUAUCUCUUACUGGCGGCCAUGAUCCGUGGUAACCGUGCCAACUGUGCCCAGUUUGCUCAGUCCUACCGACUGGACUGGCUUGUGAAUCGUCUGGAGAGUCAGCAGUCUUCCAAAGGUGUGCUUGAUGUGCUUCACUGUGUGCUUAUUGACUCUCCUGAAGCUCUCAACAUGAUCAAGGAAAAACAUAUCAUCACUAUCAUAUCUCUCAUCGACAAACAUGGCAGAGACCCAAAGGUGCUAAACGUGUUGCGGUCUCUUUGUGUUGGUAACGACGUUGCUGUCCGAACCAACCAGAAUCUCAUCUGUGAUAACCUGUUACCUGGACGUGAUCUCCUGCUGCAGACAAAACUUGUUGACCACGUGACAAGUUUGCGACCAAACCUGUUUGUUGGCAUCUGUGAGGGAUCUCCAAUCUACAAGAAGUGGUACUUUGAGGUUGUGAUUGUGAACUGUGAGGCCUCAACACACCUCCCACCCCAUCUGCGUAUCGGGUUUGCCAACACUGAGGGUUUCAUGCCCUACCCCGGGGGAGGAGAGCACUGGGGGGCCAACGGGGCUGGGGAUGACCUUUACUCUUACAGCUUCGAUGGACUCAAUCUCUGGACUGGUGGCAAGCCGAAGUGUGUCCGACCAGGAACAGUGAACUUCCAGAAGAAUGACAUCAUUGGCUGUGCCCUUGACCUUUCCAUACCACAGAUAGUUUUCACAGUGAAUGGAGUCAAAGUUCGGGGCAUCUUCAAGGACUUCAAUCUGAGUGGCAUGUUUUUCCCUGUUGUCACUCUCGGAGCCAACAUCAGUAUUCGUUUUGUAUUUGGCCAUGAUCACGGUCGACUAAGGUAUGGACCACCAGAAGAGCAUUCCCCAAUCAUUGAAUCCUUGCCGCCAAAAGAAAAGGUGAAAAUUGAGCCAUAUUUCUACUUUGGGAACCUCACAAAGAACAUGCUGAGUGGCCCAACAGAGACAAUGGAUUACGUCCCCUUUGUGCCAAACCCAGUCACAACUUCAAGAAUUCAGCUUCCAGCUUUCAUAGAGAACGUGCGAGACAAGCUAGCAGAGAACCUUCAUGAGAUGUGGGCCAUGAACAAAGUGGAGCAAGGAUGGACAUAUGGAGAGGUGCGAGAUCCAGAUCGCAAGAAGAAUCCUGCUCUCACAUCUUUUGAGAAGGUCCCCAUCUCAGAGAAGAAAUAUGUCAUCACAGUGGCCUUUGAAACUCUCAGAACAUUGUUAGCCCUUGGCUACCACAUCUCCAUCAACCCCCAGCAACAACAGAACAACCGCAUGAAGACCAUCAAGUUGGGCAACAACUUCCUUCAGGCUAAUGGCUACAAGCCAACCCCCCUGGAUCUGUCUGGAAUUCAGCUGAAUGAUAAGAUGGAGGAGCUGGUGGAGCUGCUGGCUGAGAACACCCACAAUGUCUGGGCCAAGGACAGGAUCAAACAUCACUGGACAUAUGGCCUGAACGAGGAUCCUCUGCACAAGAGAAGUCCCCAUCUUGUCCCCUACAACAAGGUAGAUCAGCACAUCAAGAAGGCUAACAGGGACACUGCAAGCGAGGCUGUGCGGACACUGAUGGCGUACGACUACGUGUUGGAGCCCCCUACCAGCGAGACUGGGGAGAGCGGUAUGACAGCCAUGACACGAGAAAUCUCUGAGACCUCUGUAAACACAAGAACAUACAGGGCAGAGCUAACUUACGCUGUGUCUGGAGGAAAAUGGUACUAUGAGUUCGAGGUGGUGACACCCGGCUUCAUGAAGGUCGGGUGGAUGAAGAAGUCAGCUGCUCCAGGCGUGGAUAUCGGUCUGGAUGGGAUGUCGUAUGGGUUCGAUGGAUAUGUGGGUCGUAAGUGGCAUGAAGGAUCCGAGCAGUAUGGCAAAGUGUGGCAGACGGGCGACGUCAUUGGUUGUCUCCUGGACAUGAGUGACAAGACAAUCUCAUUCUCGCUGAACGGUGAGCUGAUGAUGGAUGCUCUAGGACAGGAGAUUGCCUUCAGAGAGGUGGACGUGGAGGAAUCCUAUGUCCCUGCCUUGACACUAGCAGCUCAUCAGCAGGCCAAGUUCAACUUCGGGCAGGAUGUGAACACACUCAAGUACUUCACCUGCUGUGGUCUCCAGGAAGGCUAUGAGCCAUUCUGUGUGAACAUGACCCGCCAGAUGACGCUGUGGUACGGGAAGGAACAGGCGUUGUUCAAGCCGCUGGAAAACCCCAACCCCAGCCUUGAGGUCGUCAGGAUCCCUGGAGGGUCAAAUGUGACUCCAAGCCUGAAGGUCAUGUCAAAGACAUUCGGGACACUGGAGAAGGUUCACCUGGACUACUUCCGUCUCAGUCUUCCGGUCAAGUGCAAUGAUGAGUUUGUCACCAGGGAUCGCAACUUUGCUCAGUCUGUGCUGGAGAAGCGGUUGAACCUGGAGAACCUACGUCGCCGCGAUGUGGACAUCGAGGAGGAGGCUCCAACAGGUGGGACGUUGUCCAGCAGUCAGGAAAACUACAGUGAUGCUAACAUCAGUGAUGCUUCUCUAGAGCGUGCUAAUAAAACUACCACAGACCAGAGUAGUGAGAGUGGGUCGGGCGAGCAUGAUGACCGUCCCCACCAUAACCAUGUCCCCGACAGCAUACUGGAGGACACCAUACCAGAGGCUAAUGAGGAAGACUAUACACCAGAGGAAGGCCCUGAUAUGCUCAAUGGUGGACCUGAUCUCACUCUCCGGAAAACGCUCCACAGGGGUCUCACUGAUGAUAGUUCUGUUGAUGAUAGAAGGAAAACCUUCAGACAGACGGCCAAAUCUGGCAAAGGACGUUCUCUAGAUGACACUGCCAUCACCGACAGGACAGGAGGAGGUUUGAAAGCAGCUGCUAGUGAAUCUCAACUGAAUGAGUCAUCUGAUUCUUUCUUGACUCCACCCAAAGAAAAGAAAUCUGGAUCCAAACUAUCCCUCCUCGCAGACAAGAUGCUUGACUCUGCCAAACACAUUGGCGAUAACAAGAACACCAAACGCGGCAAGUCGCCAUUCACAUCUAUCUUCAGGAGAUCCAAGCCCGGGGAUCCGUCUCCCAACAACAUGGGAAGAACGCGUUCAACCGAGUACUCCAGCUUGGACAGGAAACAUGACAUGUCCAAGAGGCUCGGCAAGGACAUGCAGAAAGCUACACCAAAGAAAUCAGCAACGCUUCCACCAGUCAGGAUCACGUCUGGUUCCGACAUUACAGACUCGCAGGACCUGGACUUAGAAGGAGAAUUCAUCCCAUUUGAGUUUCAGGACCAGAUGAAGCGGAGACCAAUGUUGCCUGAGUUUCCUGAAGGGUCGGAGAGUGGAUUUGAAGAAAUGGCAGAGUUGAAUGCCCUGGCUGAACAGAUAGAUGAGUAUUACUAUGCUGUGAGGAUCUUCCCAGGUCAGGACCCAUCACAGGUGUAUGUCGGCUGGGUCACAACCAACUUCCACUUCAAUGAAACGUCCUUCGAUUCCAAGAAGAUCAGGCAUAUUGUUUUAUCCACUAUGGACAUGGACUACAAAAUCAAAUCCAGUGUCAGCAGGAAGAACUGCUACAUGGUGUCAGCAGGAGACCUCCAGCAGAGAUACGCAGACUCCAACCAGGAGAUGUCAGGCAAGAGGUCAUCACCUGGCCUCGUCAUCGGCUGUUUCAUCGACUGCUCCACCGGCAUGCUCAGCUUCACCGUCAAUGGUAAAGAGGUCGCCAACAAGUUCCAGGUGGAGCCAGGCACCAAGUUGUUCCCAGCUGUGAUAUGUGAGCCCACAAUUAAAGAAGUGUUCCAGUUUGAAAUGGGCAGCCAUAAGACGUCACUGCCACUGUCGGCUGCAGUGUUCCGUGGCCCCAAGUCUGUGAUACCUGGCCACAAGUCUGUGAUACCGAUGAGUCCACCCCGCCUGGAUGUCCAAGUCCUUGCUCCAUGUCACUGGUCACGUGUGCCCAACAUCGCUGUCAAUGUCCACACGAUGAAGCUGUCCGACAUCAGAGGACAUAGCAUGCUGUGUGAGAAACCAGUUGCAAUGUUGGCCAUCCAUGUACCAGAAGAGAAUCGAUGUCUGGACAUUCUGGAGCUCAUAGAAUAUGAACAUCUGUUGGAUUUCCAUGCUCGGACUCUAGAUCUGUACAUGGCUGUCUGUGCCCAUGGCAACCACCGAGUAGCCAACGUUCUGACAAAACAUGUAGAUGAGAAACAACUUAUGUACUGUAUCCAGAGUGAAUACAUGUCUGGUCCCCUGAGACACGCUUUCCACAACCUCCUUGUAACUAUGCAUCUUUCAUCACAUACAGCUGCCAGGAUUCUCACCCAGAAUGAGUACAUCAUACCUCUCACACCGAACACCAAAUCACUGAGUCUUUAUCGCAAGCUGAGUCCGCUAGCAGAUAGCUACAAGAUCAAGCACCAGAUCCCCAGCAUGGAACAGAGUGUCUCCAUCAGACCGAUUCUGGCACUGUCGGACAGAGACAUAGAUGCCAGGGUACAGCGCGAUGGCAAGGACUGCACCUCACCUGUGUUUCCACUGGCGAAACUGAAGUCCUUCAUGAUGCAAACUCUCAACAUUGCUGCUGAGAAGGGAGCUUCCCAUAUCAGAGAUCCCAUUGGCUGGUCCAAUGCCAACCUCUUUGUCCCCAUCCUGAAGGUGAUCGACAACAUGCUGGUGAUGGGUUUGAUGGAUGACGAAGACCUCAGCCAACUCCUAAUCCUCCUGGAGCCCAAUGUCUUCGGGGACAGGUUUGUAAGACAAAAUGCUGUGGGACUGGGACUGCUGAACAUGAAGUUGGCUGAAACAGUCAAACUGGAGGUGUGCCGCAUCCUCAAACAUCUGUGUGACAUCCAGCUGCGACACAGGGUCGAGUCCAUCAUCGCCUUCUCCGAUGGUUUUGUACACAGCGUCCAGAGUGACCAGAAGCGUCGUUACAUUGAGAUCAAACAGGCUGACCUACCUUCAUCAGUGACUGCCAAGAGAACAAGGGAGUUCCGGUGUCCACCACAGGAACAGAUGCGGGCACUACUGACCUUCAAGGUGGUGGAGGAGGAAGAGGCUGACCAGCAGUGUCCGUGCCGCGAAGACAUUCGCGAGUCUCUCCGCAUUUUCCAUGGAGAACUUCUGCAACACUGUGACAUGCCCAUAUUCGAGGUCCCGGAAGAAAAGCCAAUGGAGGAGGAGGAUGUGCCAAAGAACCUUAGCCUCAAGGACAAGCUGAUGCUCAUGGUGGGACUCAGCAAGGGUCAGCAGGAGAAUAUUGAGAAGGCCAUCGAUGAUGGGCUUAAGCCAGAUUCCAUGCAGAAACUCAUAACACAAACAAUGGUGAAAUGGUCAGAAGAGAGCUUCAUCUCCAACCAGGACCUAGUGAGGGAGAUGUUCAGCUUGCUCCACAGGCAGUACGAUGGUAUUGGGGAGCUGAUGACCGCUCUGGACAAGUCCUAUGUCAUCAGCUGCAAGAGUCAUGAGGAUAUCAACCUGCUGCUGAAGAACCUGGGCAUCAUCAGAUCCCUGCUGUUGGUACAGGCUGGCCCGGAUGAGGAGGAGCUCAUGAAGACCAGUCUCAAUCGUGCCAUGGACAACAAGGUGUUCUUCCAGCACCCUGACCUGAUGCGAGCCCUGUGUGUCCACGAGACCGUUAUGCAGUUGAUGGUCAACACCCUGAACAAGGCCCAGCAGCAGCAACAGUCCGCCACUAGUGGAGCACCUGACACUACAGGCCGCCAACCUGCAACCACGUCGGAGACCAUGGACAGCAUCGCAGAACAGAACAAGCAAUCAAAUAAGGAGAGGAAGAAAACGUUUUGGGAUGCUGCUGCGGAAAUGGUGGUCAUGUGCUGUCGAUUCCUGUGUUACUUCUGUCGGACAAGUCGUCAGAACCAGAGUGCCAUGUUCGAUCAUCUCAGCUACCUGUUGGAAAACAGUAGCAUGCUUCUAGCCCGACCUUCACUGCGAGGGUCCUGCCCACUGGACGUGGCGUGUGCCUCUCUGAUGGACAACAAUGAGUUGGCUCUGGCUCUGCGAGAGUCCCACCUGGAGAAGAUCGCCAUCUACCUGUCCAGGUGUGGCCUGCAGACAAAUGCAGAGCUGAUUGAGAAGGGUUAUCCUGACAUUGGCUGGGAUCCUGUGGAGGGGGAGAGGUUCCUGGACUUCCUCAGGUUCUGUGUAUGGGUCAAUGGUGAGAGUGUGGAGGAGAAUGCCAACCUGGUCGUCCGUCUGCUGAUCCGCCGCCCCGAGUGUCUAGGCCCGGCCCUGAAGGGUGAAGGAGGAGGUCUUCUCAAGGCUGUCAAAGAUGGCAUCCGAAUGUCGGAACAGAUCUCCGCAGCCAGAGAUGGAGCCUCCAGCAGCUACCUGGCAGCCAUGAACGAUGAUGAUGACACCGGAGGCAACUAUCUGUUCCAGAGCAAAUAUGAUUUCACUGCUCUCCCCUCUGAAGAUGACGAAGACUACAUAGACAUGGGAGGAGCCAUCUUGAACUUCUAUGCCAGUCUGGUGGACCUUCUCGGUCGCUGCGCCCCAGACGCUGAGACCAUCAAGCAGGGCCGCAGUGGUUCCCUGAGGGCUCGAGCCAUCCUCAGGAGUUUGGUAUCCAUGGAAGACCUGGAGGGGGUGCUGGGGCUCCGCUUCAUCCUCCCCGUGGGGCUCAAUGCAGGAGGAGACCAAGAUGCUCCUCCUGCCAGUGACCUGCCCCCUGGUCUGUUGCCCAACCACAAGAUGUCAAUUGUCAUGUUCCUUGAGCGUGUGUAUGGUGUGGAUGACCAGAGCACCUUCUUCAGAAUCCUGGAGGAGGCCUUCCUGCCAGAUCUCCGAGCAGCCACCACACUGGACUCGGCUAUGGCAUCGGAGAGUGACAUGGCCUUGGCCUUGAACAGGUACCUGUGUAACUCAGUGCUGCCAAUGUUGACCCACAACAGCCAGUACUUCAGUGAUGCCGACCACUUCUCUCACCUGAUGGACUCCCUGCUCCACACAGUGUACAGACUGUCCAAGUGCCGGACACUGACCAAGGGGCAGCAGGAGACUGUGUCCGACUUCCUUGUCUCCUUCACUGGGCAACUGAGGCCCCCAAUGAUGACCAGUCUGCUGAAGAAGCUGACCAGAGAUGUUCCAGCAUUGUCAGAACAUGCCAUUGUGCCCCUCAGGGUACUGACCGGCUCACUACGAACGUGUGGUCGCUACUACAGCAGUGGAGGUGGAGGGUAUGGGUCCGGCACGGCCAGCGAGGAGGAGAAGAGGCUGUCCAUGAUUCUCUUCAGUGGAAUAUUUGACUCCCUGGCCAAGAGGGCCUAUGACCCAGAGCUGUUCUCCAAGGCACUGCCAUGCUUGUCAGCGAUUGGGUGUGCCCUGUCACCUGACUACUCUCUGAGUCACACUGACGCCACCUGGUACCAACAGUCUAGCAGCGACAUCGAGGGCAACUACAUACCUCAACCCAUCGAAACAGCCAGAGUGAAUCUGACUCCAUCAUUUGACAACACCCUCAACAAGUUUGCCGAGCACUACCAUGACAGCUGGGCAGUCAAGAAGCUGGAGGGUGGGUGGUUUUUUGGCACUACGUAUGAUGAAGAUAGGAAACUUCAUCCUCUGCUGAAACCGUACCAUCUCCUAGAUGAGCGGGCCAAGCGGAAGUACACUGAGCCAGCCCGGGAGACGUUGAAGACGAUGUUGGCCCUGGGGUGGGGCAUUGACCAGGACAACUCCCGAGGCCCCACCAGACAAGACUCCAUCAAGCGUAGGGCAUCAAAGGCCAAUGUGUUUGAGCAAGGCUACAGUCCACGACCUUAUGAUUUGAGGAAUGUGACCUUGACAAGAGACACUCAGACAAUGGUGGAUAGACUUGCUGAGAAUGCUCAUGAACUAUGGGCCAAGAGGAAGAAAGCAGAACUAGAGCAGAUUGGUGGAGGGCUUCACCCCCAGCUUGUUCCCUAUGACAUCCUGACGGACAAGGAAAAGAAGAAGUACCGAGACCAUGCCCUGGAGCUCCUCAAGUUCCUUCAGUUCCUCAACUUCCGCAUCUCCAGCGGUGGCGACCUAGGCUUGGAUCGUAGACGUGAGUCUUCUUCCAGACAUAACCCCAAGUCAGAGACGGAUGGUGGUCCUGGGAUGUCGGCCACCGAGAGACGUUUUGCUUACAGUCUUCUUGAGAAACUCCUGGACUACGUGGAGAUUGCUUCAGUCAACAUGCGGCAGACGCGGCCCAGCUCUCGUUUCAGCCGCAGGGGAAGCUACACACAAGCGACAGAGGAUGUGAAAUUCUUUGGAAAGGUGGUGCUGCCGUUUGUAGAGAAAUACUUCCACGCUCAUCGUGUCUACUUCAUGGCGUGCCCAAAUACACCUGCCAGCACCUCAAGCAUGGCAUCUGUCAAGGAGAAGGAGAUGACAGCAAGCUUGUUCUGUAAGCUGGCCCAGACUUUGAGAGCCAAGAUCACUGCUUUUGGCUACGAUGUCAACAUUUCCGUCCGUUGCCUCCGAGUUCUCGUCAGGGCUGUAGAUUUCAGGUCUGUUGUGAAGAAUUGUCCAGAGAUUGUCCGCUCCCACCUCCUGCCGUUCUUCAACAACGCUGCAGAUGACCUUGCACAGGUCAUGGACAAUCUUUUGAAAGGUCGAUUCAGCCAUGUCAAGGGCACCAUCACCCGUGGUGCCACCUCACUGAACUAUGUCCACAUGGUGCUACUGCCAGUGUUAUCGGCACAGUUCGACCACCUCGGCAACAACAGCUUCGGCACAGAUCUUCUGGUUGGAGACAUUCAGCUAGCUUGCUACCGCAUCCUGAACGCCCUCUACACGUUGGGAACAAGCAGCUCUGUGUUUGUGCAAAGGGAGACAAUUACGACGGAGCUUGCCAGACAUCGUCCAGCACUAGGAGAGUGUGUAGGGUCACUGGCCAGCUGUUUCCCCGUCGCAUUCCUUGAGCCAGACAAAAACAAGUACAAUCGCUACUCCAUACUGUUUGGCUUGGAGGGGAAAAUCUCCGAGCACUCUCUGGAAGCUCAGGAGGUUAUGGACCAACUGGCUGAGAACCUUCCGAAUCUGGAUAAGAUCGUGGCAGAGAUUGAGGAGCUGGCACACUCCGGUGGCAAAUAUGCCGAGGCCCCACAUGUCAUUGAGGUCACGCUCCCAAUGUUGUGCAGUUACCUGCCAUUCUGGUUGAACCAUGGGCCUGAAAUGACAUCAGAUGGAAAUAGCGUGACGGCAGUGACAGCCAAGCAGAUGAAUGCAGUCCUGGGGAACGUGUUGAAGCUCAUCCUCAAUAACAUUGGUUCAGAAGAUGCUCCCUGGAUGAACAGGAUUGCCACUCGCACCCAGCCCAUCAUCGGCAACUCCACCCCAGACAUGAUCAAGGAUCACUUCCUGCCCAUCGCCAAGAAGCUGAAGGAAGCAUCUGUCAAUGUGGAGUACUAUGAGAAGCGACUGAUCAUCGACAAGAGGUCAACAUCCGACAGUUCCGACAUGGAGGCAGUGGUGCAGGAGAAAUACAGCGUCUUGACCAGAGACAUCUACGCGUUCUACCCACUACUGAUCAAGUAUGUGGACCUCCACCGCUCACACUGGCUCAAGUACCCUGCAGUGGAAUGUGAGGAACUGUUCAGUUAUGUGGCAGAGAUCUUCUCCAUGUGGUCCAAGUCCCUAAUGUUUAAGCGAGAAGAACAAAACUUUGUUGCUCACAACGAAAUAGACAACAUGGCCCUUAUCAUGCCCAGCCAAUCAAAAGGCAUGGCUGUAUCCAAAAUUGGUGCUCAAGAUGGCACUUCCAAGAAAGCAACAGGCACUAAAAGGAAGGAAAAGAAACGUCUAGAGCCACACAACAGUUUACAUGUUGCAUGUCUCAAGCGUUUGGUGCCAAUUGGUUUGAGCUUCUUUUCGGGACGGGAGCAAGAACUGCUCCAGCAAGCAAAGCAGAAGCUCAUUCUAAUAACCAUCUCCGAAAAGAAGGACCCCGAUGGAGAUAUCGAAGAAUUCCUCCUUCAAAGUCUGGAGACAGUGGAAGGGGUAAUUGAUGAAGCCUCAAGAUGGCAGAAGGUACUAUACAAGAAGAUUGGCGACACAAGCACAACAGGACAGAGCAAGUCAAGUCGGGACAAGAUUAUUGGCCGUAUCAUAUCCAUGGCAAAGGUCAUGCAUGGUCUUUACCUGGUGGAGAAUCCAGCAAUGGCUGUUCAUGAGAAGAGGAGACAAGCCCUUCAUGGACACGUUGAGCACCCCCACCUUGGUUUGAAGAGUGCUUGGAAGAAGGUGAUUUCGUCUCAGAGGAAGAGGGCUGUUAUGGCCUGCUUCAGGAUGAUACCUCUGCACAGUCUCCCCAGACAUCGUGCCAUCAACUUGUUCCUGAAGUCCUACAAGCUGCUGUGGCUAGAAACUGAGGAACUGGACAAGAACAUCCUCAUCACAGACCUUACACAAGCCAGUGAGAAAGAAGAUGAAGGGGAGAAGAAGGAGGAAGAGGAAGUUAAACCAGACCCUCUGUCUCAGCUUAUCACAUGUCUCAGUCGGGCAGCAACCAAGGAGCAGCAGAGCAGUCUUCCAGAAGAUCCUUUGUACAUGUCCUAUGCUGAAAUCAUGGCAAAGAGCUGCAGUGGUGAAGAUGAGGAUGAUGACGAUGAUGGUGGGGAGGACGAGGGUCCAGGACCGUCCUUCGAGGAGCAGGAGAUGGAGAAGCAGAAGUUGUUGUCGGAACAGUCGCGGCUGGCUGACCGUGGUGCUGCCGAGAUGGUGCUUCUGUAUAUGGACGCCAGCAGAGGUGAACUUGGGCCAAUGGUGACCAAUACCAUUGAACUUGGCAUCUCACUACUUAGGGGUGGUAAUGUGGAUGUGCAAAAGAAAAUGUUGCAACAUUUGAAGGAUAAGAAAGAUGUGGCCUUCUUUACCUCAGUGGCUGGUUUGAUGCAGCAGUGCAGUGUUCUUGACCUGGAUGCCUUUGAACGUACCAACAAGGCUGAGGGACUCGGAAUGAGCACAGACGCAGCUGCAGCAGACAAGAACGCUGCUGAAUUUACCUGCAAGUUGUUCCGCUUCCUGCAACUGAUGUGUGAAGGUCAUAACCUGGAGUUCCAGAACUACCUGCGCACCCAGGCCGGCAACACCACCACUGUCAACAUCAUCAUCUGUACAGUUGACUACCUGCUCAGACUCCAAGAAUCCAUCAUGGACUUCUACUGGCACUACUCAGGGAAGGAUGUCAUCGAUGUGGCUGGCAAGGAGAACUUCUGUCGCGCCAUCAUGGUUGCCAAGCAGGUCUUCUGUACACUGUCUGAAUACAUUCAGGGUCCUUGCUCUUUGAACCAGCUGGCUCUAGCUCACAGUAGGCUGUGGGAUGCUGUUGGAGGCUUCCUCUACAUCUUCUCCCACAUGCAGGACAAACUCUCAAAGGACCCCGAUCAGCUGGACCUGUUGAGGGAGUUCAUGAAGCUGCAGAAGGAAAUGAUGAUCAUGUUGCUGUCCAUGUUGGAAGGCAAUGUGAUGAAUGGACCAAUUGGAAAACAGAUGGUUGACACUCUGGUGGAGUCAUCCAGCAAUGUGGAGAUGAUUCUCAAGUUCUUCGACAUAUUCCUCAAGAUGAAGGACCUGACCACUUCUGAAGCAUUCUUGGAAUUUGAUACAAAUCAUGAUGGGUACAUAUCUGCCAAAGAGUUUCGGAAAGCCAUGGACAGUCAGAAAGCAUACACGCGGGAGGAGAUCGAGUACAUCAUGAUGUGCGUUGACGCCAACCAUGAUGGCAAGGUGGACUUCCACGAGUUCACGGACAGGUUCCACAACCCCGCCAAGGACAUCGGCUUCACCAUGGCAGUCCUCCUCACCAACUUGUCAGAACACAUGCCCAAUGAACCCAGACUUGAGCGUAUGCUGGAGAAGGCUCGCAGCGUGCUGGACUACUUCAAACCCUACCUGGGCAGGAUCGAGAUCAUGGGCAGCGCCAACAGGAUAGAGAGAGUGUACUUCGAGAUCAAACAGUCUCAUAUCGACCAGUGGGAGAAGCCCCAGAUCAAGGAGUCCAAGCGAUCCUUCCUGCACAGUGUAGUUAAUGAGGGAGGUGACAAAGAGAAGCUGGAGAGCUUCGUCAACUUCUGUGAAGACACCAUCUUUGAGAUGCAACACGCCACCAGCAUCAGCGCAGAAGAGCAGAGACUGGCAGCCAUGAGGAGUGGUGCUGGCAUCUCAGGGGAGGGAGGUGAAGAGCAGCAACCUAAGAAAAAGAAAGGGUUGUUGGAGCCUGUGAUUCUGACAUACCGCUUCCUACGGGAGUCUCUGGGAGCUCUCCUGUCCUUCUUGACCUGGUCCAACAUGAAGAAGACCUACAAGACGGUGAAGGGCAUGACCUACUGGCAGCUGUUUGUGGCAUCCAUCAAGCUCAGCUUCAAGACAGCCUUCAUGUUGAUCACCCUCUUCUUCCACAUCUGCUGGACACUGAUGAAGUUCCUCAUCAACCUGAUGAUGGGCGACCGCACUGUGGAAGAUAGCAAGAAGCCCGAGGCUGAAACCACCAUACCUCUUCCUGUUGGUCCUCUAGCACUAGCAGCUGCUGGGAUACCGCCGGAUGACACGAGGGAGCCCAACAAACAGGCUGCUCCAGCUACGGUUUCUGUCGACUCCAAUCAAAAUAUGAAGCUGGGAGACAAGCAGGCGACUGCAACAGCAGCAGGAGGAGCGACAAUGGAGGCGACGAUGCAGGAGGAAACCAUGGAGAUGAUGCAGACAAUGGAGGUUGAGGAGGAGGUGAUUGUGUACAAGGAGCCGGAACCAGUUGUGGCACCACCCUCUCCAACACAGCCAGAAGCUACAAACGGGCUCCCACCCAGCAUGGAAGGAGAGAAGGAGAUUCCCACAGAGGAGGAUCCAGGAGCAGACAGUCAAGAGUUCGACUACACCAAAUACAUCCUUAGCUUGUUUGCCAGGAACUUUUACAACUUCAAGUACAUCGCCCUUGCCCUUGCUUUCGCAAUCAACUUUGUUUUAUUAUUCUUCAAAGUGUCCAAGUCUCCACAGCUAGUUGCUGCUGCUGCUGCUGCUGCUGCUGCUGCAGGGAACGACACAGAUGUUGCUGCUGGCGGAGCUGAUGAUGAUAUUCCUGAAGUGAUGUUGAUAGAGGGAGACUAUUCCUACUUGGAGCCUGUGUUACGUGUUAUAGCAAUAUUACACACUCUGGUGUCGUUCUCCAUGCUGGUGGCCUACUAUUGUCUCAAAGUGCCUUUGGUUAUAUUCAAACGGGAGAAGGAGAUCGCCAGGCAGCUGGAGUUUGACGGCCUGUAUAUAGCAGAGCAGCCAGGGGACGAAGAUGUUAAAGGUCAUUGGGAUAAACUGGUGCUCAGUACGCAAUCAUUCCCAGAGUCAUACUGGGAUAAGUUUGUCAAAAAGAAGGUUCGAGCCCGCUAUGCAGAACAGUAUGACUAUGAGCAGAUCAGCAACUUGUUAGGAAUGGACAAAGCAGAGCCUCUUGCAGAAGAAGCAGAUGAUAAAUCUGGAUAUCUGCCACAGUUUUUGAGGACAAUGGACUGGCAGUAUCAGAUCUGGAAGUGGGGAGUCAUCUUCACUGAUAAUUCUUUCCUGUACAUCGCGUGGUACUUCGUCUUCUCUGUGAUGGGCAACUUUAACUUUUUCUUCUUUGCUGCCCAUCUGCUGGAUGUCGCAAUCGGCUUCAAGACACUCCGGACCAUCAUGCAGUCCGUCACUCACAAUGGGAAACAGCUGGUGUUGACAGUGAUGUUGCUGAGUGUCAUUGUGUACAUCUACACCGUGAUCGCCUUCAACUUCUUCCGCAAGUUCUAUGUGAAGGAUGAAGAUGGUCAGAUUGACUACAAGUGCCAUGACAUGUUGACAUGUUUCGUUUUCCACUUGCACACAGGUGUACGAGCUGGUGGUGGAAUAGGUGACGAGAUAGAAGCAGCGGACGGGGAUGUGUACGAGGUGUACCGUAUCCUGUUUGAUAUCACCUUCUUCUUCUUUGUCAUUGUCAUCCUGCUGGCUAUCAUUCAGGGUUUGAUCAUCGACGCCUUUGGUGAGUUGAGAGAUCAGCUCGAACAGGUGAAGGAGGACAUGGAGUCCAAGUGCUUCAUCUGUGGAAUAGGGAAAGAGUAUUUCGACAAAGUGCCACAUGGGUUUGAGACCCACGUACAAAAUGAACACAAUUUUGCAAACUACAUGUUUUUCCUGAUGCAUCUCAUUAAUAAACCGGACACGGAGUACACCGGACAGGAAUCCUAUGUGUGGGAGCUGUAUCAACAACGCUGUUGGAACUUCAUCCCUGUUGGAGACUGUUUCCGCAAACAACACGAAGAUGAAGUUUCUCCGCACUAAAACUGUCAGUGAAUCGCAGACUCUUUUACUCAAUAUCUGUGCAAUAAGAGACAGUGCCAAUGGCCAAUUUCAAGGAGUGUACUUUGUUCCAAGAAUACGGCACCAAAUCCUUGGUCUUGGAAAGAUGGAUGGAAGAAGUUGGUUCCAUAUUCUUGUGAGGAGGAUUAAGAUGAGAGUGAUAAUGCUCUCCUAAAUGCUGAAUUUUGUGAGAGAAACAUUACCUGUGCCAAAGACACGUGAAGAGAAUGUGGAUUAUUUUAUUUCUUGUACAAACAUUUAUUCAACACUUUGCAGAUGCUGCAGAGCCUGCUUGUAUUAAAUACCAUGUUGCUAUGACAACUGCCAUUGUAUCUGAAAGAAAUAAUCCUCUUUUCUACAUCCUACUGUGUAAAUUAUAUAGAAAGAUACCCCAUGACAGUUGACCUGACAUUAAAAUUUUUGUAAUUGUAAAUGUUUGUACAUUUUGUAAUAUAAACUAGAUAUUAAUACACGACUGUAAAAACACAGAUCAGACAUGACCUGUACAGUAAACAUAGCGCCUGACCUCUAUAGCGCCAAAGGUUCCUAUGACCAGCUGUGCUUGGAAAGAGUAAUGUACAUAUUUGCACUUUUAUGGCGUCAACCAGAGCUACAAAGUACAAACCUGUUUUGUGACAAUAACAAACUGAUUAUGGCAAUGCUGUUAUUUAAUAACACUUGAAUUAUCUCAGUGCUGUGCCUUUCACUCAAGGUGACGCACAACGCUCGGAGUAUUACAAUGAGGCGUAGACAGUGUGAUAGAAGAGUGUUGUUCUAUUAUGUUACUUAGCUAGUGCCGAGAUGCCAACCAUUUUCAACUUUCAGAAUUAUUACGAAGAUUUACACCAAGUUCAUCAAUACAGUUAUGGGAAAUGACAAAGGUUGUCAAAAUAUCGGGAUUAUAAUUAUGACAUCUUUACCAUGUCAUGGUGGUUGCAUUGAAUAUAGAAAACAUGUUGGUUAAAAACCCAGACAGUAUAUACAUAUGACAAGUUGUAAGCAAGUUGUAUUUUACAACAUCAACAAAUGAUUUUUAUCCAGUGUAGUGCAUGAUACAAGGAGAUUACCACAUUCACUGGACAUAGUUCUAUCUUGUCAAGCUUACACAUGAUUGGAGUUCAGGUGAUACAGUGUAAAAAAUUAUACAUUUUGGCGAAAGAAUUCUUUUCAUCACACUAAUGAUGGUUACUAUAUUUAGGGGAAACAAGUGAAGGUAAUGUUCUUUGUGGAUCAGAUAUUCCUAACCACUAAUCAGGGUUGGCAUCUCCGUGAGUGAAUGACGUUAUAUUCUAGUAUGCAGAAGUGUGAGUCCAUCCAAUGCUUAUAAAUACAUCUAUUUGAUGGAGAUACAUAAUUGCUCUGGGGGAGAAGCUGAUAAAAGAGAUUUCACAAGCAUUCAUAUAAGCUUGUUGAGUUUCUAAUGCUUGAAACUCUUUUCACUGCUAGACACAUUUUCAGAGUUUUGUGUAAAACAGAUUUGGCAGUUUGGAAUGUUAUUUUCCUCCAGUGAAUAAUUUUGGUAACAUGUACAGUAUAAAUACACGAGUUGUGUACAGUUUACAUCCUUAAUAUAACGUUGUUGUACAGCAACUUCAUGUUGGACAUCAUAGUUCUAGGUGCUGAAAAAGGCUUGUGUUAUAAGGUUGAAGUGUUGAGCACUUACCUUUUGAAUGUAAUUUAUUUCUAUUUAUUAAUGGUGUAAUCAUAUUCCCUAGUAACUUAUUGUGGAGAGUUGAUUUGCAAAGUGCAAUAGCGUUUCCAUAUUGUUUUAUUUACUAGUUGUUUUUAAUAGGGCUUCUAGUACUAAAUCAAAAUGUUUUAUAUCAAUGUUUUCUUUUACACCAAAUUUGAAGUAGAUGGCAUCAUAAAUCUAUUUUUCCAAAUGUGCAAUAAGUCAGCAAGAUUUGCUUCACAACUGUUGAUAUAUUUAUAUUUCUAGUCUUUUGUUACAUGUAACCUGACAUUUGGAUCUUGUACAUUUUUCAAAGUUGUUGUUUGGUGGCGCUGAUGGCAGUGGGCUGUGUAGUACACUGUGAAGAAAGAACAGAUUUUGCAAUUUCAAAGCCAAAUUUUGUAGCUUCUCGACUUGUCAAAACGGCAGUGUAACUAUGUCUGCGAGGAUGGUCUUCCCACUGGUGGCCUGGGCGAGGUAGAACUCUGUGUGUGUGCCAUGUAUCGUAUGCCUUCAUGUCAUCUGGAUUGUUGCACUCAACCUGCACUGUCUGGGAACCAAACUCUUUUGGUUUGAUUCAAGAAAGGUUUGAAUAAUAAAGUUUGAAAAAUAAA